Rana temporaria (common frog) is the source of this 1118-nucleotide messenger RNA. RefSeq lists its product as uncharacterized. The transcript has 3 exons. NCBI's taxonomy places the organism in Eukaryota, Metazoa, Chordata, Amphibia, Anura, Ranidae. Bases 169 to 837 code for a protein of 222 amino acids. The record is from RefSeq and is a predicted model, not a curated record.
AUGAGGGGGGAGGGGAGUACACUGUGACCUGACUGGGAUCUGUAUUCUGUCUGUACAGGAAAAAGAGAUCCGGAGGAAAUAUUCACCCAGCCAGGAUCUGAUCUUCUCCUCCCCAUCAGACGUCAUCUCAUCCUCACCCGUACAAAUACAAGGAGAUGUGACGAGUUUAUGUGGAUCUAUGAGAAAUCUCCUGGACGCUGGGAUGAAAUAGCUAAACACAGUGAUUGUGAUCUGUCUUAUCUCAGAUAUUUCCCCAAUACAAGGAUAUCAGAGAAUGGAAGUCUCAUCAUAUCCAAUGUGACUCUGGAGAAUGACGGGAGAUACGGGGUGAUUAUAGAGAACUCUGCAGGACACCAUAUACAGACAGAUCUUUACACCGUCCAUGUAGAAGUUCCAGUAUCGGUUCCGCUCCUCCGUGUCUCAUGUCUCCGGAAUGACAGCGCUGAGAUCUCCUGCAGGGUGGAGGCGGGGACUAAGCCGAAUAUCCGUCUGUCUGUGAUUGGAGGAUCCCAGGAGAAUUAUUCCACUUCUGCCAAUAACAUUACAGCCAUUGUGGGGUCACCGGGGCCCUGGAACAUCACCUGUACUGUGGAGAAUGGGGUCAGCCAAUCGGAGGAGAGCAGAGCCGGGGUCAAUUGUCCAGGAGAAAGUCGGUCAUGUUGGGGUCACUUCCUGUCAUCCGGGGCGGUCUUUGUCCUCUACACCGGGCUCCUUAUCUGUAUAGUCAAUGACCUGAGGAAGAGGAAGAAUGAGAAGAAUCGGAGUGAGAGGAGGACGUGGAGAAGAGAUCAGGUGGAGAUGGAAAUGGAACCAACUUACUAUGAUGACUGCGAAUGAAACCUCUUGUGUGCCGGAUCUGUAGAUCUGCAAGGCUUUGCCCUCAUCUUGUGAGAGACAUUUAUCUGACAUUUUAUAUAUAUAGUUGUUCGCUGCUUCACCUUCUCCCGCCACAUAUUGAUCAUUUCUCUUUAUAAAUCUCAUUAAUAACUGUAUGACUAGAAGACCCGCCAUGAACUUAUGGAACUAAUGGACCUUUUACCUUCUUUGGAUAUUAGAGAAAGCCACACAAAGGUGUCCACCUAGGAUAACAUUCCUGAGAAGAAAUGUUUAGCUUCUGG